ACUAUCAACCAGGGUCGGCGGGCAGCUGGGAACUCGUUACCUUACUGUUAUGUGUGAGAAUGUCAGCAAAUCAGUCGUCGUCAUCAUGCUGAGAGGUGUUCGGUUUAACCUUAGGAAACACCUUUUCCCAGCUUUUGGCUCUUUUUGCGCGCAAACUUGAAUAAAGACGCUCACCUGUCGCCAUGGCACGAACAAGCAGAGACGAGGAGUUUACGUAUGUCAGCCCAGCUGUGAAGUACCUGCUGUUCAUAUUUAAUUUUAUAUUUUGGAUAAUUUCUCUGGUGUUGGUGUUAGUCGGAGUGUAUGCCCGCAUAGUGAAACACGCAGAAACAGCGCUCGCAUGUCUCGCUGUGGACCCCGCUGUAAUGCUGUUGAUCGUGGGGGUCCUCAUGUUCAUCAUCACCUUCUGCGGUUGUGUGGGGUCCCUCCGAGAAAACCUCUGCCUCUUGCAAACAUUCUGUAUCUGUCUGAUCGUGAUCUUCAUCCUGCAGCUGACUGCUGGUGUCCUGGGCUUCAUCUUUUCAGAUAAGGUGAUCCAGGCAAGAGGUAAAGUGACCGAGGUGAUCAACAAUGCCAUUGUCCACUACAGAGAUGAUAUUGAUCUGCAAAACCUUAUUGAUUUUGGUCAGGAAGAGUUUGACUGCUGUGGUGCUUUGAGGUACUUGGACUGGUCACAGAACAUGUAUUUCAACUGCAGCAAGGACAACCCCAGCCGAGAACGCUGCUCUGUCCCCUUUUCCUGCUGUAUCUUAAGAAAUGACACGGUAAUCAACACCAUGUGCGGUCACAACAUUCAGGAAUUGAAUUACAUCGAGGCUGGAAACCGCGUUCACACCAACGGCUGCAUAGACAAAAUAGUUGAUUGGAUCCACAGCAACCUAUUCUUACUAGGAGGCAUUGCGCUGGGACUGGCUAUACCACAGCUGGCUGGAAUGCUUUUGUCUCAGAUUCUGAUGAACCAGAUCAAAGACCAGAUCGCGCUGCAGAACUACAGCCAGAAACACAGCUCUGACCCGUGGAGCUGAUCCAGGAGACACCAAAGUCUGAUGAGGAGAACAGGAAGCAUGUAGACACCAGCAUAAUCGGGGUUGAUUGGUAGAACUAAACCAAUAGAGUCCUUUGAGCCUGUUAUGAUUCUUGGACAAAGGACACACGGACAGACCAAAUACUGAAUUUUGAAAGGGUUACUUUAAAAGCAAACUUUAUACACAAGCAAGGGCAGAAGGUAUAUUUGGUGCUCAGGAUGUUACGUUUUAGUGAGGAGAUGCAGUCGAAAAUAUCUACAAGCAUUAAAUCUUUUUUAUUUUGUGUUAUUUUAUUACAAAAGUAAAAA
Neolamprologus brichardi is the source of this 1333-nucleotide messenger RNA. Lineage: Eukaryota; Metazoa; Chordata; Actinopteri; Cichliformes; Cichlidae. The record is from RefSeq and is a predicted model, not a curated record.